GAGAGAGUGUGAGAGAGAGGGUGAGAGGAGGAAGAGAGAGAGAGACGUGAGACAGGGCGAAGCUGCUGGUUCCUGCAACUAGAAAGGAGCGAUUUAAUCAUCGUCUCAUCCUCUCUCCUUCAGCUUGAAACAUACAUCUCUCUUCAGGAUAAAUAUUUUUGAGAUGUCUUUUUUAUUGGCAGCUCUUGACAAACUGACUUAUUUUUUGUCUCUGAUAGCCUUUUGUGUCAGUCUGUCUUAUAACUGGCUGAAAUGAUUGCUGACUCCUCUUAUCUGAUCUGAGUUUGGAAAAUGUAUACACUUGUUUGCAUUUUCAGCUGAUGUGGAUUGAGACAGCUUUUUAGUUUGGGUGCACCUUUGAUAUGCCUCAGCUCCGGAUGCUUUGGAAGCUGACCACUCAAAGUGUUACUAGUGAAAAACUGACCCCUACGACAAAAAGAGGAUGGCACAACGCAGUGUGCUGAGGGUAUGCCACAUUCUGCUGUUGGCACUGUGCAUCUAUGCCAGUGAAGACUUUGACUGGACCAAGAAUGAAAAAGGAUCGUUUUACUAUGGCACAUUUCCUUCAGGAUUCUCUUGGGGUGCUGGCAGCUCAGCAUAUCAAACAGAAGGAGCGUGGGACAGAGAUGGAAAAGGAAAGAGCAUCUGGGAUGUGUUCUCCCAUAAGAAAGGGAAAAUUCACCUCAAUGACACUGGUGACUCAUCCUGUGAAGGCUACUACAAAGUCAAGGAUGAUAUCACAUUGAUGAAUGACAUGAAGCUGAACCACUAUCUCUUUUCCAUCUCCUGGCCAAGGAUUCUGCCCAAUGGCAUUAAGACUGAGUACAUCAAUGAGAAAGGGAUAGAGCACUAUGAUAAUCUGAUUAAUAUGCUUCUGGAGAACAGAAUCACACCGAUUGUGACACUCUACCACUGGGACUUACCACAGGUUCUGGAGGAAAAAUAUGGAGGAUGGCAAAAUGCAAGUAUGGUCAACUACUAUAACGAUUUCGCCAACCUGUGCUUUGAGAGAUUUGGCAACCGAGUCAAAUACUGGAUCACCUUCAACAAUCCUUGGUCUGUUGCAGUGGAGGGUUAUGAAACUGGUGAACAUGCUCCUGGUCUGAAGCUGAGAGGUACUGGUGCCUAUAAUGCUGCCCACAACAUUAUUAUGGCUCAUGCUAAGGUCUGGCACACAUAUGAUGCUCAGUGGCGAAACAAGCAGAAAGGUAUGGUGGGCAUCUCCCUGUCGGCUGACUGGGGAGAACCUGUAGAUGUCACCAAUCAGCGAGAUAUAGAAGCCGCCGAAAGAUAUGUUCAGUUCUACCUGGGCUGGUUUGCUACGCCACUCUUUAAUGGAGACUAUCCUCAAGUAAUGAAAGACUACAUAGGCAAGAAGAGUGCCCAGCAGGGCCUGAGUAGCUCUCGUCUGCCUACUUUCAGCCCUCAGGAGAAAAGUUAUAUCAGAGGUACCUGUGACUUCCUGGGCAUUGGCCACUUCACCACUCGCUACAUCACACAGAAGAAUUUCCCCUUCAACCGUGGAAACAGCUACUUCACUGACCGUGACCUUGCUGAGCUAGUGGACCCACGCUGGCCUGACCCUGGAUCAGAGUGGCUCUACUCUGUGCCAUGGGGCUUCCGGCGUCUGCUCAACUUUGUGAAGACACAGUAUGGAGACCCCAUGAUAUACGUGACAGGAAAUGGCGUUUCGGAGAAGAUGAUGUGCACAGAUCUUUGUGAUGACUGGAGAAUGCAGUACUUCAGGGAUUACAUCAAUGAAAUGCUCAAAGCGGUUAAAGAUGGAGUAAAUGUGAAAGGUUAUACGGCUUGGUCAUUGCUGGACAAGUUUGAAUGGGACGAGGGCUACUCUGAGAGAUUUGGCCUGUACUAUGUGGACUUUGGAAGCAAAAAUAAACCACGCUAUCCAAAAGCUUCAGUUCAGUACUACAAAUGCAUCAUCAGCUCUAAUGGUUUCCCCAAUCAGAAAGAGAUUGAAAGCUGGAAGAGAAAGGCAAUGGAAACAUGCACCUCAAGUAACCAGCUCCUUGCAGCAGCUAGAAGAAAAUCCAAGGAAAAUAAGAAACAUGUUGGCAUGCCAAAGGUUUGGCCUGUGCAUGAUGAAGUUUAGAUCCAUUGAUCAGCCACAUGGAGAUGGUCACAGAGAUUGUCGUCGCCACUGUCAGCACUCUCUGCAUUCUCCUCAGUGCGGUUUUGCUAAUGUUUCUGCUGAGAACACGAAUAUAAAACCGACCGCUUCAAAUUUACACAACUAUAUUUUUUUUCACGAAAUGUGUCCACAGCAUUUCUUGUUUUCAUAUUAUUUAGAUCUUUCUUAUUACUUAGAUAUUAUAUUAUUUAAUAAUUGACAUGCAGAGACUUCAUGUUUACAUGUCAUUUUAAAUAAGGAAAUGGUCCACAAAUGUACAUCUGUGUUGAACUGCUGGACCUUCUAAACAUAUCUCAGCUCAUAUUACUCAGAGGAUAAGUUGAGGUUUAGGUGUUUUAUAUGAGGUGAGAAAGUUUCAGAAACUAAUUUAUAAUCAUAUUUGGAAUGGUAUUUGUAUACUGUAUGUGACAAAAACACUAGUAAGAAUAAAUAUGACAAUAAAUGUGUUUGUUAAACAUGUCAAAUGCUUUUGGGCAAUACAAUUCCGAGUCAACAACCUACUAAUGAUAAUGAACACACUGCAUAUAAGAUCAGCAUGUAUGAGAGCUAUGCUUUCAAUAAAGUUUAAAAC
This is a messenger RNA of Myxocyprinus asiaticus (Chinese sucker), 2720 nucleotides long. RefSeq names its product lactase-like protein. The coding region runs from base 443 to 2110 and encodes 555 amino acids. The record is from RefSeq and is a predicted model, not a curated record. Gene Ontology annotation, biological process: carbohydrate metabolic process. The transcript has 15 exons. Gene Ontology annotation, molecular function: beta-glucosidase activity. NCBI's taxonomy places the organism in Eukaryota, Metazoa, Chordata, Actinopteri, Cypriniformes, Catostomidae.